Rubroshorea leprosula is the source of this 1622-nucleotide messenger RNA. NCBI's taxonomy places the organism in Eukaryota, Viridiplantae, Streptophyta, Magnoliopsida, Malvales, Dipterocarpaceae. The record is from the annotation of a GenBank genome assembly.
AGUACCAUGUGCAGUUCAGAUUAAACUCAAGAUCUAAAUCCUAAGCACCCCGCGUACACGCCGGGGAACAAACUCACUCUCUCUUCACCGACCAAACCAUAACCACCACCACCACCACCAGCAGUAUGCGGUGGCCUGCGGUGGUGGAAGGCGGGGGCCUGGGGGUGGCAGCGAUUGCGUACGUGGCCGUCGACUACCUGCGAAAUGUCUCAUCCACGUGGCACGAGCGUCUGCAACCUGUCCUUUGGUCCUUCCUAGCUAUAAUCGUCAUCACGCGCGUGCCCUUCUACCGCCACUGGUCUUCCGAGCUCCGCGCUGCUCUUCCCUUUCUCGCUUCCAUGGUCUUCAUGCUCUCUACUCUCCUCUUCGAAGCCCUCUCCGUUCGCUCCGUCACCGCCGUCCUUGGCCUUGACUGGCACAGCAAUACACCUCCUCUUCCUGACCCUGGUCAGUGGUUGCUUUUGGCACUGAAUGAGAAGCUUCCUGAAGCAGUUGUUGAGAUACUGAGAGCACACAUUAUUGGAUUGCAUCAUUACCUGAUGUUGUUUAUAAUGCUGGCUUUCUCGGUACUAUUUGACUCUGUAAAAGCUCCUGGUCUUGGGUUAGGUGCACGUUACAUGUUUACCAUGGCAAUUGGGCGUCUUCUUCGGGCCAUAACUUUUGUUUCUACCAUUCUGCCAUCAGCCCGACCGUGGUGUGCUUCAGCUCGGUUUAGGGUUCCUGAAUAUCCACAUAUUUGGGCUCAAAAAUAUUAUGUCCCUUAUGCUUCAGAUGCUAAUGCUAUCCGUCAGAUAAUACAGGAAGAUGUAGCAUAUGCUGAUAUUGGAAACUACAAUGUUGACUACCGUCCUGAUUGGGGCUCUAUGACUUUCCUUGCUGAUUUCCUACGCCCCACUCCUUCAGAAGGAUCCACCUGGUAUGGUUUGCUAAAGAAAGCGGGGGGUGGCUGCAAUGACCUUAUAUACAGUGGUCACAUGCUUGUUGCUGUACUGACAGCCAUGGCUUGGACGGAAGCUUAUGGAGGUUUUAGCUCUGUCUUCAUAUGGUUGCUUGUGAUGCACAGCGCCCAACGUGAAAUACGGGAACGCCACCAUUAUACUGUAGACUGUGUUGUGGCCAUCUAUGUGGGUAUUCUUUUGUGGAAGAUGACAGGUUUUAUUUGGUCGGCCAAAGACAAAAAUAGAGAAAGCAGACUCAGUAAGCUUGACAAAAUUCACAGUAGACUAGUCCAAGCUGCUAAAGACUCAGACAUGGAUGAAGUAAGGGACCUUCUCAUAGAUGUUGAGUUGAGCAGCCAAGAAUACCAGAAAAAAGGCCCAAGCCGGGCUAUGUGGCUGUUUGCUGGUGUGACCAUUUUCUCAUCACUCGUCAUUGUUCUUCUGGCCUUCACCUGGACUAGUGAUGGUUGACUACAUUCAUUCUUACGUUUGUUGUGUGUUGUGUGUUGUGUGUUGUGUGUUGUUGUUAUACCACAAGCCUUUGAGGUUUUUUUUUAGCCAUCACGAGUGUUAGACAUAGAACUUAUGGAUGAUGUAGUGUCUUUUGUUGCAAAAACUUAUUAGCUCUAACUUGUUUGGAGCUUUUUCAUGUUAUUGAUAUGGGAAUAGAAAGGUUUUGAUGUG